Australozyma saopauloensis is the source of this 1257-nucleotide messenger RNA. It is a transcript of the gene TRY6, whose product is annotated as Try6p. The transcript has a single exon. The record is from RefSeq and is a predicted model, not a curated record. NCBI's taxonomy places the organism in Eukaryota, Fungi, Ascomycota, Pichiomycetes, Serinales, Metschnikowiaceae. Bases 1 to 1257 code for a protein of 418 amino acids. Gene Ontology annotation, molecular function: protein dimerization activity.
AUGCACUUACCUGGCCCACCCACCCUCAAGACGACAAUUAUUCAAUUGAAUAAGGAUAUGGACCCCGAGGAUAAUAAUUACACCAUACUCACAAAUGAAUACGCAGAUGAUGAGCUGGCCUUGGGUUCAUCGGAAAUGGCCCAAAGUUCACUGAGUGAAAACCUUCCCAAGAAGAAACGUAGACGGUCCUCGUCGUUUGUUGAUGAUGAAGAGCUCGCACGUAGACGCACGGAAAACAAGCAACUACACUCGAUAAUCGAAAAGAGAAGACGCAUCAAGAUUAAUCGCGAAUUCGAGGCCCUCAAAUAUUUGAUUCCUGCUUGCAGAAAUACUGGCACCCAGAAGAAAGGAUUCCAGCCCACCACCAACAACGCCAACAAAAUCGAUGGGAUGUACAAGCUCACUAUCUUGAAGGUUUCGGUCGAGUAUAUCCUCUAUUUGCACCAUAUUGUUCAGAAGCAACACGAAUUGCUUUCCCGGAUCCCCAAUCUUGACUACGACUACGAUGUGAACUUCUCAAGAAUUCCGCUUGAUGUUAACAUGUAUCGGAACAUUGACCGUGACUUCAGCUUUGCCGAAUUGAGUGAUGAUCUUCCGACAGGCACACCUCACACGCAAUACGCAACGGGACCAAGAAUUCCUUCCAUCAAAGAGGACGAGGUGUUGAUGGAACAGACACCACAUAUCAUCAAACCAGGCUCGCAUCCUGAAUCAAUCAUGCUCAGCUCUCAGAGGCAGCUUCCCACGCCAGGGCUUACUCCUGACAUGGCUCCAAUUCUAGCAAUGCUUGGGAAGCACAACCCAGACGGCUCACGUCAACUCCUGCGCCAACCGCUGCUUACAUCCACACUGAUAGAUCCUUCCAAGCUCAAUUCACACGAGCUAGAGUCACUAAACAAGGCGUUUCUGUUCAGUUCUAGUGGGGCAAUCUCAGGGUUGACAUCAGCUGGGACGUCGCCUUUUUCACUUCCAAUCAAGUCUUCUGUCAGAAAAUCCAGCUUUAUUUUACCUGACCCAGCGCUUCCGAGUAAAUCCCCUUCAUCUUCACCCACAUCCGGGUCGGACUCACCUAAUCUAGGUGCUCCACCUCGCAAAAUGUAUUUCAAAAACAAGGUGCCGGCCACCAACAUGAUAGCGAAUGUGGGCCUUGGCGAAAACGAUCUUGAAGAGGAGAUGGACGAGGGGCUCAAGCUUGAAGAUGCUUCCAAAACGUUGCUUGCACUUCGCAAACCAUGCAUCGAAAGGCUACUCAAUUAA